GUUCGGGGGUAGAUUCGAUUCCGUCGUUCCGCGGCGCGCAUGUUUGCAUUCGUAAACCCGUGUUUUGUGUGGCAGAUCCUUGCAGCAGUCGAGUUACUCCAGCUUCAAAAGUUUGACCAAAAUUGACAAAACGUGCAAUAAAGAAGAAAAAACUGUGCUCUUGUGGUAACUGUCCUUGGUGAUGAAAAUGGUGAAAAGCGUCUACACAAUAACAGUGAACCGUAUGCAGUGUGUGGUGAUAUGAACGGGAAAGAAUAAGUGAGAAAGUGAAGCAAGAAACAUAAAAAAGAAUAAAUAAUAAUGAAGUCCAAAGCGAUCGAUGUGGAGAAAAUGUUAAUAUCGAGUGAAUCUGUUGAUAGAAAGUGUGUAUUUAAACAUUAGUAACGUUGUAACGAAAGCAACUAACGGGAGAGGAGGCGUAGCAAAAGACUCGUAGGUGAGAGACACCGAAUCGCAGGUUGGAGCAGUGGAAACCUCUCAAGGGAUUCAGUGAGAAUACGGUGACGUAGCAUCGAAAAGAAAAACAAUCCCAGAACUCUGCGAGUGAAGUGCGUGACGGAACGUGGUGGGCCCUCUUCAGCAGCCGCGAUGCCAUCGGACACACCUCCACCGUCAUCAGCAUCGGUGUCGCAUCCGUCACCAGCCUCGAGCCACGAUCAGAGUGACCAUCAACAGAGCCGAGACCACCACCGGGAGCAGCAAGGGGCGGGAAGUUCCCGCGGACAGCAGGAGCCGGACCGGUCGGGUACUCCGGGGCCCGGGGACUCGCAUCAGCCGCACGCCGCGGCCUGCCCGAGCUCUUCGUCCUCGUCGUCCUCGUCGUCCAGCAACUCGUCGUCCAGCAACUCGUCCUCGCUGUCGUCCCUGUCGCUGAAGCGCAACCUGGGCCCCUCCGAGGACCCGCUGCCGAAGCCAUCGCCCGCUUCAUCGCCCCUCACGAUGGAGCACCAUCUUCAGCAGCAUAAGGAUCGCAUGGCGGCCAGUCAGCAACAGCAACAGCAGCACCACGCGAGUGCCAAUGCCACCGCGACCGGCACGUCGGGUGGAGGGCAACAGUUUUGUCUGCGCUGGAACAACUACCAGACCAACCUGACGAGCGUGUUCGACCAGCUGCUACAGAGCGAGUCGUUCGUCGACGUGACGCUGGCCUGCGAUGGCCAGUCGAUCAAGGCGCACAAGAUGGUGCUGUCCGCGUGCAGCCCCUACUUCCAGACGCUCUUCUUCGACAACCCGUGCCAGCACCCGAUCGUCAUCAUGCGCGACGUCAGCUGGGCCGAGCUGAAGGCGAUCGUGGAGUUCAUGUACAAGGGCGAGAUCAACGUGAGCCAGGACCAGAUCGGGCCGCUGCUAAAGGUGGCCGAGAUGCUCAAGAUUCGCGGGCUGGCCGAUGUGAACGGGGACGCCGAGGGUGGCCGGGCAGCGCCGGACCGCGAGGGAGCCGGAAGCCGCGGCGCCGACCUGGACCUCGACCGCGAGGACACCCGCGCCCCGGUCGAUCACAAGCUGCUGAAUCCGCUCGCCAUCGUGCACAGUUCGCUGCUUGCAAACGGGAGCGUCGGAGGAGCGGCGGGCGGAGGUGGUCCCAGCGGUGGCCAUGGAGCCUCCGGGAGUAGCAGCACCGCGACCAGCGGUUCGGGCUCCGUUUCGACGCCCGGAGCGGCGACCAAGAAGCCCCGUUCGUCCCGCGAUCGCGACUCGACCAAAGAUCAUCGGCUGGACGCUCGGUUGAGCGAGUUCGCCCGCGAUUUGUCCCGCGAGUCGCACAUCUCGCCGCGUGACAUCAACAGUGUGGCGUCGAGCGGUGGUGGAGGAGGUGGAGGAGGGGGAGCCGGUGGAGGCGGUGUUGGUAGUGGAGGAUCUGGUGGUGGAGGUAGCGGAGCGGACGACAUGGAGAUCAAGCCGGGCAUCGCCGAGAUGAUACGCGAGGAAGAAAGGGUGAGUUCUUUUCAUACUUUAUCACUUUGUUGGUAUAUGGCAGAAUAUUUAAUGAUUAUGAUUGUUGAUGGGGGGUUCGCGACAGCCGAGCGGUAG
Molecule: messenger RNA, 2031 nt
Organism: Anopheles coustani
Lineage: Eukaryota; Metazoa; Arthropoda; Insecta; Diptera; Culicidae
Product: protein bric-a-brac 2-like
Exons: 4
Coding region: 589-2031 (480 amino acids)
Biological process (GO): regulation of transcription by RNA polymerase II
Cellular component (GO): nucleus
Molecular function (GO): protein binding
Source: RefSeq, a predicted model, not a curated record